GUAGAACAUCAAUUAAUAUAAAUAUGAUCAUACUCAAAUGAAUAAUUAAAUAAAUUAAAAUCAAUAUUAUAAAAUUCAAAAUACAGAGGAUACAAUAGGUGUAGAUUAAACUCCAUCAAAUAAUAAUUAUACAAAAAGUACAAAUUCUAAAGAAGAAAUGUCAUAAUCAACAGCUAGAAACAAUUAAAGUAGAAGAGCAAUAAAUGAUUAUGAAUUCAUUGAGAUUCCAGGUAAAAAAUCUAUUUUAGGUUAAGGAGCAUAUGGUACAGUUAGGCUUGCAAUAGAUAAAAAUAAUAAUUAUAAAUAUGCUAUAAAGAUUAUGCAAAAACAAAUGAUUUUUUAAUAUUGUACAAUUGAAAAUUUAAAAAGAGAAAUAAAAAUUUAAAAAAAUAUGAGCCAUGAAAACAUUUGCAAACUUUUUCAUUAUUUCGAAGACAAAUAAAACGUUUAUUUAGUUUUAGAAUUUUGUGAAUAAGGAAGUUUAUUUAAUAUUUUAAAAAGAUCCCAUAAAUUCCCAGAAGAAGUCGCUUUUCGCUUCUUUUAUUAAACAUGUCUAGGAAUAGACCAUUUACACAGAAACAGUAUCAUUCAUAGGGAUUUAAAACCGGAAAACCUGCUAGUAGAUUCCAAAGGAGACAUUAAAUUAUGUGAUUUUGGAUGGAGUGCGGAAUAAAGAAAUAGUGUAAUAAGAAAUACUUUCUGUGGUACAGUUGAUUAUAUGGCCCCGGAAAUGAUAGAAAAUGUCCCACAUGAUCAUAGAAUAGAUAUUUGGUGUUUGGGUAUUUUAUUAUACGAGUUGAUUCAUGGAUAUGCACCUUUUAGUGGGGAUACAGAUAAUGCUAAGCUUAAUAAUAUUAAAAAUAAUCAAUAAAUAAAGUUUAGUAGUCAUGUAGGAAAAGAUUUAGAAGAUUUAAUUUGUUAGAUUUUGAAAAGAAAUCCUUUAUAAAGACUUUCGAUGAAAUAAAUAUUUUAUCAUUAGUGGAUGCAAAAAUUUUAUAAUAAAAUUGGUAUUAAUAUUAAUGAGAUUAUGAUUACAUAAGGGUAAAAUACUCUUUAUUCGUCGAAAUAGGAUAAAGAUUUGAAUAAAACAUAGGAUUAUAAUAAAUAUAUUAAAAGAAGAGAAUCAUAAAAUAAUGAUUAUCUAAAUAGUUCUUAUAACCAUAAUAUAUAUAAUUUUAAUGCGUCGAAUUCUUAAUAAUAAGGGAAGUAAUAUUACAGAUUUGAUGCAGAUAAAAUAAAAUAUAAUGAGUAAGAUGAAUAAUAAGAUUAGAAUUUAAGAAAGUCACAAAUUAGUAAUGAUUUGAUGUAAUUGAAAAAUAAUAAAAAUUUGAAUAUAAAAAAAGAUGAAGAGUCAUUUUUUGAUAGGAUUUUUAUUGCUUUCGGAUGUGUAAGUAGGGAUAAAAAUAAAAAAAUUGAUAUAAUUUAAUAUUUAUUAUUAAUUUUAUAUUGA
Ichthyophthirius multifiliis is the source of this 1450-nucleotide messenger RNA. RefSeq names its product protein kinase domain protein. The transcript has 4 exons. NCBI's taxonomy places the organism in Eukaryota, Ciliophora, Oligohymenophorea, Hymenostomatida. Gene Ontology annotation, biological process: protein phosphorylation; regulation of cytokinesis; mitotic spindle organization. The annotation marks the transcript as partial. Gene Ontology annotation, cellular component: chromosome passenger complex; spindle microtubule; spindle midzone. Gene Ontology annotation, molecular function: protein kinase activity; ATP binding. The record is from RefSeq and is a predicted model, not a curated record.